AUGGCGACCGAGCAGCAGUUGUCCACCGACUCCAAGUACGAUCAGUACGACUUCCCCACCACCGCCCCCGAGUCGCAGCCUGGCCACCCGGGCCACACGACACCGGAGCAGGAUGCGAAGGUGCACCAGUUCCGCGCCGAGCUGGAGCAGCUCGGUUACACCGACCGAUUGGACACUCUGACUCUGCUGCGGUUCCUGCGGGCUCGCAAGUUCGAUGUCGAGGCGGCCAAGACUAUGUUCACGACGACAGAGAAGUGGCGCAAGGAGUUUGGCACGAACGACUUGGCCCGUACCUUCGACUACAAAGAGAAGGAACAAGUCUUCCAAUAUUACCCGCAGUACUAUCACAAGACCGACAAGGAUGGACGCCCCGUCUACAUUGAGAAGAUGGGUAAGAUCGACCUCAACGCCAUGUACAAGAUCACCACCGGUGAGCGGAUGCUGCAGAACCUCGUGACCGAGUAUGAGAAGCUGUCGGACCCUCGGUUGCCCGCGUGCUCGCGCAAGGCCGGUAAGCUGCUGGAGACGUGCUGCUCGAUUAUGGACCUGAAGGGUGUCGGCAUCACCAGCGUUCCCUCCGUGUAUGGCUACGUCAAGCAGGCCUCCGACAUCUCGCAGAACUACUACCCGGAGCGUCUGGGCAAGCUGUACCUCAUCAACGCGCCCUGGGGCUUCAGCAGCGUGUUCAGCGUCGUCAAGGGUUUCCUGGACCCUGUUACUGUCAACAAGAUCCACGUCCUCGGCAGCGGAUACCAGAAGGAGCUGUUGUCUCAGGUCCCCGCUGAGAACCUCCCCGCCGAGUUCGGUGGCAGCUGCAACUGCGAAGGUGGCUGUGAGUUCUCCGACAUGGGCCCCUGGCUGGAGCCCGAGUGGGCGCGUCCCCCCAAGUGGGCCGCCCCCAAGGAAGACAAGGAGGCCGACAACACGGUCCAGAACGAGGAUCCUGGUUACGAGAAGAAGGAUACCGAGGGCCAAGAUGGUGCCGAGACCACCGCAUAA
This is a messenger RNA of Penicillium alfredii, 999 nucleotides long. Its product is annotated as SEC14 family lipid-binding protein. The record is from RefSeq and is a predicted model, not a curated record. The transcript has 3 exons. The coding region runs from base 1 to 999 and encodes 332 amino acids. Lineage: Eukaryota; Fungi; Ascomycota; Eurotiomycetes; Eurotiales; Aspergillaceae.